CGCGUGGCCUCUGCGAGCCCAACAUCAGUGUCGGUGAGGGGUUGCGCCAGUUUCGGGGAUUUUCGGAUGUUCAAGCGGCUCUCUUGAAGGGAUUUAACACGCACGAGUGUGGAGCUCAACAUGGUGCAGCUGUCUCCCUCCCCUCCCCUGGAUGUCACCCCUCCACCUGAGCGCUCAGAGGAGGGGGAGGACAGACAGGAGGACCCAGUGAUGGCCGGGAGCCCCAAGGUGGGCUCGCCCUGUGGCCUGUACACCCUGGAGGUCUCCACAACCUACCACGACUAUGACAACUACAUAGAAGACGGUCUCAUCUGCCUCAGACACAAAGUCCGCAACCUUGAGAAAAAGAAGCUCAAACUCGAAGACUACAAGACGAGGCUGACCCAAGGCCAAGUGCUGAACAAGGAUCAGAUGGCGGCUGUGGAAAAAUAUGAGGAGGUGCAACAUAACCUCACAUUUGCACGGGAGCUGCACAAAACUCUGGACAGCCUGACUCAGAGCCUGCUGAGAGCUCAGAAGAAGGUGGUGAAGAAGGAGCAGUUAGCCAAGAUGGAGGCAGAGAGGAGGCGUCUGAGCACCGUGCUCCAGAUGCAGCACGUCCUGCACAGCCUGCAGCAGGAGCACGUCAGGAGAGACCUGCUGUCGGGACGCAACCAGGCUCCUCAGGUCCCCGCCCUGCAGCUGCACAGCCUGAGUCAGCUCGCCACCCUGCUGGGAGUCCAGAGGGACAGCAGGCUGAGUUUAGUGGCGCAGAUGGAGCGAGCGGCUCUGGCCUACGUGGAUCUGCUGGAGGGGAAUGACAAACCGGUGGCUGGAUCCACAUUUAAGCUGCUGAAGGAGGAGCUGACCAAACUGUUGACCUGCAAGUACUUCAGCGUUCUUCCUCCUCCACCCAACAAGCCUGCAGAGGUGCUGCUGAGCUCAACCAAUCACAGCACCACAUCGAAGUCCAAACCAAAUGAUGUUUCAAAGAAGGAGUUUUUCAACAGACUGUACCUGACUGACGCCGAGACGACCCCUCACACGCAGAACUGGAAGGAGGACUUCCAGGCCAUGAGCGAGCGGGAGCCUCCGGACUGCUGGGAUACGGCGUUCUCUGAAGGAGCCGCCUCGUCUCAAUCUGCGGCCAACAAACCGUGGAGAGGAGCGGCGGCUUUCAUCCCUAAAAUCCCCGUCGCCUCCAAGAAACCAUCUGCAAACUGCAAACAGAGAAAAGAGAGGCGAGCCAAAGGAGAGCAGCACAAGCUGGCCGUUCACAUGGACAUGCCCGUGGAGGUUUACAACGCUCCCUCUGCUUUACCCAAAGACCCCGUCCUGAGGAAGCAACACCUGGAAGACCUCAUGACCAAGAUCCACGGCUCCUUCAGCUUCAUGCAGGACUCCCUGCUGGAUGGUGAGAGCUCCCCCACUAAAGGCCACCCCAGACUGAAGAGAUGCACGUCUGGAUCUCCGUCUCCUCUGGCUCAAACUGACCGAAGGAGCCCCGUUGAUGUCCUUCCCAAAGCGAUGCAUUCCACUCCACUGCCUGCCAGGCUCCUGGAGCGCAAAGCCAGUCUAACAAACGGGGACGAGUGCCUGGAGAUCUGUGACCUGGAACUUUCCUCGACGACAGACCUACCUCAUGAGUCCCCACAGUUCGCUGAAAGAAAGAAGUUUGCUUCUCCACCGCUGUACCGCAGAGAGUCGAGUGUCUCUGUUGACAUGACAAAGAUGCCUGUGACUGAAUCAGGGAAGCAGUCACCCUGUAGUGGGCUGGCAUCUCGCACUUCCACCCCCCCGCUCGGACAGACUUUUUCCACACCGCCAUCAAGACGGACUCUGGCAUCUACACAGUUUCAGAGCAUCCAGUCGGUCUUCAAGGUGAGUGCCUCCCUACCUCAGAACGGGGACUACAAACCAGACUGUGCAGCUUUUGUCGAGCCCAGGUACAACACUGCUAGCACCCAGACCCCUCCUGAGUUUGCUCCUGCGGAAGACGAACUCCAGCCCGUUUAUGCAUCAGAUUACCCUGUGAGUAAUAGCGGACAGAUCUACCUUUCCCCUGGCCAGUCGAGUGGCAGCGUGAGUCGAGCCGGCCAGUCGUACUACAACAGAGGAUCUGUAAGAGGUAUGGCGCGUGGAGGCAAAGGACCGGCACACACCUUUCGCUCUUCUGGGUGGCAUCGAGGAUCCUACAUCCCCCAGAGUCAUUUCAGGGACUCUGGCCCUCUUCUCUAUGCUGCUCGAGACUCUGGUUACCAUCACGGCUACAGACGAGGAGGGAGGCACAACACGAGCGCCGCCUGGAGUGACUCGUCCCAAGUGAGCAGCCCAGACCGCGAGGGCGCCUUUACAAUCGUGGACUCGGGUCACGGGGAUUCCCUGUCGGUCUCAACAGUGGAGGUCCCCCUCACCCCCCACGGCCACCACCACCCCGCCCUGCUCCCCAUGCAGCUCUACCCGCUCACCCAGCCUCUGCGUGUCGCCUUCACCGCCUCCCGCACCGCCAACUUCGCCCCGGGCAACCUGGACCAGCCCAUCGUGUUCGACCAGCUGCACAGCAACCUGGGGGAGAUGUACGACACCCACAUCGGGCGCUUCACCUGCCCCGCCAACGGAACCUACGUCUUCAUCUUCCACAUCCUGAAGCUCGCCAUCAACGUGCCGCUCUACAUCAACCUCAUGUGCAACGAGGAGGUGAUGGUGUCGGCGUACGCCAACGACGGCGCCCCGGAUCACGAGACGGCGAGCAACCACGCCAUCCUGCCGCUCUUCCAGGGAGACCAGGUGUGGCUCAGGUUGCAUCGCGGCGCCAUCUAUGGCAGCACCUGGAAGUACAGCACCUUCUCUGGCUUUCUGCUAUACCAGGACUGAAGUACUUCUGGUCAAAUGGCGCUCCUCCCUCCACGUGUGGACUGAUGGUUUUGUACUAAAUGAGAGGAUCAAAUUGAUCUUCUCAUGGUCAGGCUGCAUGCCAGUUCACUUUUUUCACGCGCAAACCCGUUUCAAAAGGUGCGUCUGCUGCCUAAAGAUCAAUUCUGUGACUUAUUGAGGUUUACCAACGCACCUGAUUCCCCAUGGAUGAGUCGUUCUUCAUGGCGGUGCUUGCUAUGACAGAUAAACAAACACCUUGAAAACGUGACCUCUUACUGUGACUCGUACCUCAGGAGGUCACCUCUUCAGGUCACAGACAUGUUAUGAGUUUGUGCCUUCUUUCCUUUUUGAAUGGCUUUGGAUGACUGAUCAGAUAUAUCAAUGAACUGAAUGGAUGAAUAAUGAUUGCCUCUGGCCUCGCUGUGUGAAUGUGAAGCUGACGGAGUGUGUUCUUGGUGGUGGUGUGACGUGGUGUUGAACACUUGAGGCCGAAUUGUUGCACUAACAGACUACUGUGGAGAGAUGUGGUCCCUCGAUGUGCCUAAAUAAAAGAUGAGCAGUGAC
This is a messenger RNA of Labrus bergylta (ballan wrasse), 3417 nucleotides long. RefSeq names its product caprin family member 2 (gene caprin2). NCBI's taxonomy places the organism in Eukaryota, Metazoa, Chordata, Actinopteri, Labriformes, Labridae. Gene Ontology annotation, biological process: positive regulation of canonical Wnt signaling pathway. Gene Ontology annotation, molecular function: signaling receptor binding. The record is from RefSeq and is a predicted model, not a curated record. Gene Ontology annotation, cellular component: cytoplasm.